AUGGAGAACAACAUCUCGGAGCUAGUCGAAAGACUCGGGAGCGAUGAAGAUGCAGUACGAAAAAUGGCAGUUUUCAAACUGCAAAGCAGCAUCGGGGAUCCUUCAUUUGCGGAUAUCUUCAUCGCGGAAGGGGGAUUGACCAGACUCCGUUAUCUGACCUUGCAUGCCAGUGGUAAUACUCUAGCAUAUAGUCUAACAAGUUUCGCCAGGUUGCUCGAAGUCGAUAAGGGUUGGGAAUUUGUAGACCAAGAAGUGGUUGAAAGGAUUGUCGAGCUUAUAGUAACCCACCCAUUGGUGAAUAUCCUGCGCGGCGCAAUGUCCAUCCUAGUCUCUGUCGUAUCCCACCCUUAUACCAACGGUAGCAAUGCGCCGGAAAAGGGAAUCUUUGGGUUUCGAGCCUUGAAACCCGCGAUAGCCAUAUACCCACAAUUCCUGGAGAUGCUUGUCAGCCGACUCUCCUCUGCGGAUCAUGCGCUCUGUGCCAAUGCGCUUCAGUUGAUCAAUUCCCUUAUGCGCGACUCGAUCACAAACGAUUCGGAAUCAGAAUGGCCCAGAUUCAUUCAGAAAUUACAGGAUUUGGGUGUGAUUCGAGCUGUCUAUUGUCUCAUGCAAGGAACCGCGCUGCAGGACCACGCGCAUCCCCUCAUCGAGUUCCAAUCACUUACAAAAGUUCUUCUGAGAAAGUGGCGAGAGAUUCGUCUGGAUCUAGAAAAACCAGAGCAUAGGAGGGCGUUAAAAGGGAUACAUCUCGCAAGCCAACAAGAAAGAAACUCUGGGAAAACAUCCGCCGGUAGCCCCAGCGAGGUGCGGCGGUCAAAGAAACACAAUUCCGACAAAUGGAGGCGACUUGGAUUCGCGACCGAGAGUCCAGUGGCACAGUUCGAAGACAUGGGUUUCCUAGGGAUGAUGGACCUGGCGGACUACGCCAGAAGCCAUCAAGAUGAAUAUCAAAGGAUUCUCUUAGAGCAGUCAACCAAGCCAAUGCAACAGCGUUGUCCCAUCGCCCGCGCCUCCUUAUCCGUCACAUCGAUCUUAUACGAACAUUUUGAAGUCGACAAGUCUGAAAUGGAAGAUGCGAAGAGUUAUUUGAUCCUAGAGUCUAGGUCCGGUUUAGACAAGGUGUUCAAACCUCUAUUAUUGCACUGGACCCGGCUACACGUUGCGGGACUCUAUGCCUUUUUCCGCUUGUGGAAAGCUACCGGGGCGGAGUUGGAAGAUUACGAGAAGAUUGUUGAACUAGUUCGCAUUCUUGUGGAGUCUGUGGUUGGAGGUGCACCGCGAACGAAAGACGUUCAAGACGUGGAGGAAGAAUUAGCCAACUUCGAAUACAGCCGACUUCGCGAGCUCCAGAUGGAAUUACUAGAGCUCACAUAUGAGGAUGUCUGGGGUCAACAUCUACGGCAAGUGCGCGAUGAGUUGCAUCACGAGGCGCUCCAUUUCAUCAAGGAACAGAGGGUUCGCUGCUUAUUACAAGGCGCUUGGUUCCGCAAUGAUGGCCCACUGAAGUCAGAGUUGACCUCAUCUCGGGAUCCCGGUUGGAAAUUCGUCCAACUUUCACAUAAUCGAAGAGUUCUACACUUCGGAGAUUUCGACGCAAUAGACAAGAGAAGUCCGGAACUUGAUGCUUUACCAGAAAAACUUGAGUUGUCAAAUGUUUCCUCGGUAGUCUCCAAUGUCUCAUCAUCGCCGGAUGACUCUUCGUCAACUGCCAAGAGUGUAUCUUGCCCUGUGUCUUCCACUAAAAUCACAAUCCAUGGCUUUCAGUCUACCUCCUCUACCAACGAACCUUCAAAAGGCGGCGGCCAUACUCGCACGAAUAGCAAGACGACCCAGGGAGAGGGUGUCCUUCUGAGCCUUUGCCCAGAGACUCCUAGCGUCGCCUCCGAGUGGCUCGACGGCUUGCUCAUGUUGCUAAAUCAGCAGCCCAUCACCUCAGAAACGAAUGACAUGAUCGACUUGGUCGGAAAUUACGGUCUCAAAAUCCGCUUAUUGAACGUUCGAUACGACGACGCAAUAUUUGCAAGCGAUGCACCCAGCGUACCCUCUCGGGAUGGCCUCAACGAGGAUUAUUACUAUGAUGUCUUUGGCGGUGCGUAG
Aspergillus campestris IBT 28561 is the source of this 2097-nucleotide messenger RNA. Its product is annotated as ELMO/CED-12 family protein. Gene Ontology annotation, biological process: cell motility; actin filament organization. The transcript is spliced from 3 exons. Gene Ontology annotation, cellular component: plasma membrane. Lineage: Eukaryota; Fungi; Ascomycota; Eurotiomycetes; Eurotiales; Aspergillaceae. The coding region runs from base 1 to 2097 and encodes 698 amino acids. The record is from RefSeq and is a predicted model, not a curated record.